Suricata suricatta (meerkat) is the source of this 1777-nucleotide messenger RNA. It is a transcript of the gene BTBD16, whose product is annotated as BTB domain containing 16. The record is from RefSeq and is a predicted model, not a curated record. NCBI's taxonomy places the organism in Eukaryota, Metazoa, Chordata, Mammalia, Carnivora, Herpestidae. Bases 195 to 1697 code for a protein of 500 amino acids. The transcript is spliced from 16 exons.
GGGUGAACUCCAGAUGUCAUGAGCGCUCUCGGGCUUCAGAGUCACCAGGUGAACCGCCCGCUGCAAGUCUGUUAUCCAGAGACCAGUGCAAAGAGAGGGUCUCCGUUCCACAAGCUUGUUCUGUAAACAGGCGUGUGGCGGCGUCAGAGCAGCGUUCCUUCACCCUCCCCUGAGUGUAAUCACCACUACCGCUCAUGAAAAUGCCGAAUCCGGACAGAGCUCGGCUGGAACGCCAGAUGGCGGGCUCUACAAACCGGUGGCGUUUUCCCACCAAGCCUUUCUCCGGAGACCUUCUGGGACUUUCCCAGAGGUGCAAGGCUUUGAACGUGCACUUUGAUAAGGCUCUGAAGAACCCAGACAGAUUUGAGAGGCGAGCCCACAUUCUGAACCGCAGCACAAAACAAUAUCAUAAAGCUGACGUGAUUCUCGAGUGUCUGGGCUCCAGAUGGGAACUCCAUCAGCCCCAGCUUUUCCAGUCCGGGACCUUGAGCAAGCUCUACCUGAUGGCACUGGCCCAGGGCACCGAGAACCCCACAAAGGAACUGGAGAAUCUUCUGCGAGCUCAGCUGCCUGGGAAGAUCAAGAAAAGAGCCCCCGUAAAGAAGAUGUUCAUUUCCUUGAAGAUCAAUGACCCUGUGGUCACUAAAGUUGCCUUCUCCACGGCCCUGAAGAACCUCUACCUGAGUGAGGCGGAGAUCCACACAGACGACAUGCUGGGCGUGCUGGCUUCCGCCCACGUCCUCCAGUUCAGCCGCUUGUUUGAGAGGUGUGUGGCCAUCAUCACAAAGGGACUCACGCCAAGCACCAUCAAGAGCUUUUACCUGGCCGGCUGCAAGUACAAGGAAGAGCAGCUCACCACUGCCUGUGAGAAGUGGCUGGAAAUGAACUUGGUCCCUCUGGUAGGGACACAGAUCCACCUCCGGAAAAUCCCACAGGACCUGCUCCACAGAGUGCUGCAGUCCCCCAGGUUGUUCACUUUCAAUGAGUUUCAUCUUCUGAAAACGCUACUUUUGUGGGUCUUCUUGCAACUGAACCCCACAGUUCAGACGGUUCCUAUGGAGGAAACGGUGCUGGCAUUCUUUACCAGAGUCUCCAGGAACGCUUCCUUUCUGGAUCAGGUUACGGGGCAGAGCUUGGUGCCACUCUUCCUUUCCCUGCGCCUACACGGCAUCGUCAAAAGCAAAAAUCUGAAGAAGUUAAGGCACAUUAACUUCUUCCCGGAGUCCUGGCUGAUCCGGGUUACAGCCAACCAUUACCACGCACUGGAGAGUGGGGGUGACAUGGCCCACGUGAAAGAUCUUACCACCCAGGCUGUGAGAUUCGGGCUACUGUUUAGCCAGGAGUAUACGACUCAUUCAGAAAUGAUUGCCAUAUAUGGAUUCUUCUUUGAGAUCAAGGGAAUCAAACAUGACACUACCUCUUACAGCUUCUACAUGCAGAGAGUGAGACACAGUGACUUGGAGUUCCCGUCCUCGGUCUGGGAGCACGGCCCUGUCAACUUGCGGGCAGAACGCCUGGUGAAGUACGAGAUCGGAGCCCAGACCCUGGUGGAUGGCAAGUGGCAGGAGUUCAGGACAAACCAGAUCACCCAGAAGUUUGGGUUCUCCAAGCCGUCCUGCAAAAGCCACGCCUUGAAAAUCGACACUGUGGGCAUUCCAAUCUAUGCAAGUUUUUCAUUCAUCUUCCCAAUGUCUUGAUAGUUUCCAGAAGAACCUGUGGGAUUUUUCUUUCUUUCGCUGGUGUCUGCGUAAAAGAAAAUAAAAUGGCGUGAAAGAGA